Molecule: messenger RNA, 1090 nt
Organism: Ostrea edulis (European flat oyster)
Lineage: Eukaryota; Metazoa; Mollusca; Bivalvia; Ostreida; Ostreidae
Product: carbonic anhydrase 1-like
Exons: 8
Coding region: 1-975 (324 amino acids)
Molecular function (GO): zinc ion binding; carbonate dehydratase activity
Source: RefSeq, a predicted model, not a curated record
AUGGAUACCGAUUUGGUACGGAAAUCUAACAGACUGAAUCCGAAACCAGUUCUAAGGCCGAAGUCAUUAAAGCCUUCGUAUGAAAAUGUAUUGAAGCUACUAGAACCCGGAUGUUCAAUUUCUGACUUAGCUCCCAUCAAAGCAAGUACCCUAAUUCGCCAGGAUGAUCCAGGAAAAUCAGAUAUGGAGUCCAACACACAGUUUACCUAUAACCCAAACUCCAUGAGAGGUCCACCUAUGUGGAAUUACCUGUGGAAGGAGUGCAGGGCCCGGGGGCAGUCCCCUAUAGACAUCAGCACACAGAGAGUGCUAUACAAGAGGGGAUACAAGAUUAACUAUAACUUGGAGAACAUUCGGACUAGUGGCAUGUUCGUCAAUAACGGCCAUUCCUGUGCCUUUUAUCCAGACAAGAAGCUACGUGUACUUUACGGUGUUCCCCACUCCGAGAGGGACAUGUACGUGUUCGAUCAGAUUCACUUCCAUUUCGGAAAUGACCUCGAACACGGCUCAGAACACUCCAUGGACGGAAGAUUCUUUCCCAUUGAACUUCACAUGGUCCACUAUAACUCCAAAUACGGCGACGCGAAGAACGCAUCUAAAUACGUGGAUGGAACCGUAGCUCUCUCGGUUUUGUUCGAGGUCGGACACAACGGACCGAGUGAGGUUGACAAGUUCAUUCAAACCUACGUCCCUCGGAUCAAAAAACCGAAAUAUGAUGGUGUUCAAGCUGUUAUUGACCUGUCCGGUGUACUGCCAUACAAUAGAGACUUUUUCACAUACUACGGCUCCAAAACAACACCACCCUGCGAACGUAACACCCGAUGGAUAAUCUUUAGACAGCACAGGACCAUCACAAGAAAGUCACAUCGGCUUCUAUUCCUCCUGAUGAACAAAGAGGGAGAGAGGAUCUCUCGAUACGGGAAUUUCCGACCCGUCCAGGACAUCUCCUGUAGGCUUGUGGAGGCUAACUUUUAAACCAAGCGUCCUACAAAGUACAGUGGGGCUUCAGUUGUGUUUCCUGGUACACCAAAGGCCAACAGCGAACGCCACAAUGCAGGAUUGAUAUAAAUAAAACCACGUGUUGAUAACA